AAAGGUCUCAAAAACGACGAAGGUGAACGGGUGACUGGGUGAGACAGUGAGAGUGUGUGAGUGAGACUGAGAUGGAAGAAGAAGACCCUUCGAAGAAGUUGGAGAGAGAAUCUGAGUCUGGAAAACACAAGCUCAUCAACUCUCCUUCAGCCGGAGAAGAAAGCACUCCGUCUUUCUUCGCCGAUGAUGAAUUUGCUUGGCCGGAAUUAUCCUCCUCCGGCGAGGUCCCCAACCCCAACGCCUUCGAAAUCAGAAUGUACUCCGUUCCAUCAACCCCGGAAUCAACCCCAAACCCCGCCGCCGCUUCAGCAGCUAAUGACGAUGCUGGAAACCUAGGGUUUUCGGAAGAGAAGAAGAAGGAUGAGGCAGAAGGAGAAGCAGAGGAGAAGAAAACUAAAGAAUCAACCCCAAGCGCCGCCGCUUCAGCAGCUACAGACGAAGGCGGAAACCUAGGGUUUUCGGAAGAGAAGAAGAAGGAUGAGGCAGAAGGAGAAGCAAAGGAGAAGAAACCAAAUGAAUCAACCGCAAACGCCGCCGCUUCAGUCGCUAAUGACGAAGGCGGAAACCUAGGGUUUUCGGAAGAAAGGAAAAAGGAAGAGGCAAAAGCAGAGGAGAAGAAAGCAAAUGAACCCGAAGUGGUGGUGAUCAGCACCGACGACGAAGACGACGACGAUGAGGUGAAAAUUGUGGAGGAAUUGAGCGACGAUUCGGAGGAUUUGAACGCGAAAUUGUCGGAGUUUGGUGACGAUUGGGAGUAUUUCAAAGCUGAAUUCGGGGGAAAAGCGUCGGAAUUGAGAUCAAUUUCGAAUUCGGAAUCGACUUCGACGGCAAUGGAAUGCUUAGUUGAGAUAUUGAAGAAUGUGUGUGAGAGUGAUGAGAAGGGAAAUGGGAAGAAGAAGAAGAAGGUUGAUAUAUUGGAGACAGUGAAACGUAGGGGGAUGACAUUUCCUAAGAGCAGAUGGUAUGAUUCUUGAAUAUUCUUGUUAAAUUUGAUGAUGAAUUUUUUGGUAAAUUUCAGGUCCAUGAUUUUGAAAACUGGGUGUGUAAAAAUGGUCCAUUUUGUUGUGUAAAGUUGUAGGUUUUUGAGAUGCUCAAAGUUAAGAGUAGCUGAUCAUGUUGAUGAUAAUGGUGGAAUGUUGAUGAUUAUGAGAAUGUUGUUUUUGUAAAGGUUAUGGUUUUUGAGAUGCUCAAAGUUAAGAGUAGCUUAUCAUGUUGAUAAUAAUGGAGUUAUGGUUCACAAAAAAUGGUGGAAUGUUGUUUUUGUGGAGGUUAUGGUUUUUGAGAUGUUAAAAGUUGACUUAUUAGUUUAUUACGUUGAUGAACUGUGGUUAGACUCUUGGCUAAUAAUCCUCCUUUGUAGUUUUUCGAAAAUUGGGUGUGUAAAAAUGGUCAAUUGUUGUAAAGUUGUGGGUUUUUGAGAUGCUCAAAGGUAAGAGUAGCUUAUCAUGUUGAUGAAAAUGGAGUUAUUAUGGUUCACCAAACAUGAAAAAUGGUGGAAUGUUGAUGAUUAUGAGAAUGUUGUUAUUGUAAAGGUUAUGGUUUUUGAGAUGUUAAAAGUUGACUUAUUAGCUUAUUAUGUUGAUGAACUAUUGUUGUUUUUGAGAUGUUAAAAGAUGACUCAUUAGUUUAUUAUGUUGAUGAAUUAUGGUUAGACUCUUCGCUAAUCGUCCUCCUUUGUAGUUUUAUUCAUCGGAAAUUCUUGGAACUAGAGUUGGGUAAGGGUGUGAGUCCAGAGUUCGUUCUUUUGUACUCUUAAUCUUUGUUGUAAAGUUGUGGGUUUUGAGAUGCUAAAAGUUAGAGUAACUUAUCAAGUUUAUGAUUAUGGUUCACCAAAAUUGGUGGGAUGUUGAUGAUUAUGGAGUUGUGGUUCACCAAAAAUGGGAAGGUUGAUGAUUAUGGACUUGUGGUGCACCAAAAAUGGGAAGGUUGAUGAUUAUGAACUUGUGGUUCACCAAAAAUGGUGGAAUGUUGAUGAUUAUGAGGAUGUUGUUUUUGGUUUUGGUAAUGUAGGAUGUUCACCAAAAAUGGUGGAAUGUUUUGUUUUUGGUUUUGAUUAUGAACUUGUGUUUUAGUGUUGUUGUACACCUUUUUGUAAAGAUUGUGGUUUUUCAGAUGUUAAAAGUUGACUUAUUAGUUUAUUAUGUUGAUGAACUAUGGUUUCAGCUAAUCGUCUUCCCUUCUA
This is a messenger RNA of Spinacia oleracea (spinach), 2182 nucleotides long. RefSeq names its product protein bfr2-like. The record is from RefSeq and is a predicted model, not a curated record. The transcript has 2 exons. Lineage: Eukaryota; Viridiplantae; Streptophyta; Magnoliopsida; Caryophyllales; Amaranthaceae. Bases 72 to 974 code for a protein of 300 amino acids.